CUUCUUGGUCUUAUUUUUAUUAAAUUUAUAUCCAGAAUAAAUUCCAUAUCCAGUUUUUCUCCUGUAUUUCAUACAUUGUUUUUUGGAGAGGUAUUGAUAAUAUGUCAAAACAUUUGUAAUAUGUUGCUGUCAAGCCAUCAGACCCAGGAACUUUUAUCUUUUUUGAACUUUCUAAAGUGUUGAUUUCUUGUAUUGUUAUCACUUGAUUUAGUGUUUUUCUGUGCUUGGAGGUAAAUCUUUUAAAUGGUGUUCCAGAUAUUUUCCCAUUUCUUCAUAGAUGAAUUCAAGAUUCAAGAAAAAAAAAGUGAAUUUUGUUUUAGAUUUCACAUUUUCCCCCCUGCAAACCUUGAACCUUUUUUCAGGUUUGUAGAAUGAUCUGUCUUGCCCUUUGCUCCAGAGAAUCAAGCAUUCGGAUAUUUGGCUGACUUUGCUAUUAGAAUAUAAGAUACUAUACUACAGUGAUAGGUCAGUAUCUUUUCCUGGAAAAGCUGGUUUGCGAGCACUUUUCAAUGGCCACGUUGUCCUCAAAUGCAGCACUUUGCUUGUUCAGAACUGAAUUCACUUGUGUGGGGGGCAGGGAGAUGGGAUCUGAACUUGCCUUGGUCAUCCCAAAAAAGAGAAGCGCCGUUCUCCUUCAAAAGUUUAUGGCCCACUUUGCCCCACAUAGCGUAAUGGGAAGCCUCGAGAGAGCACGCACGACGGCAUCAUUUCAGGAUUUAUUUCUGGAAGAGCGGUAUGAGAAAAACGUGUUUUUUGUGCAUCAGACAGGAAGGGUUUGGCUUUGCAUACGUGGCACCCCUCAGCGGUGCCUAUCAGUUGUAACCGCCGUCCUACUGGAGACAGCCUCACUCAACUGAGGUUCCGCGCGCCAGCGGCUGCGAGGCGGCCUCGUGACUUCGGGCCGAAACAUUCGGACAAGGUUGAGAGGCAGAGAGCUGGGAAGAACCCUGGCGACUGCGGCUCGGAAACGCCGGCCACGAAAAGUUGGCUCUGCCCCGCCCCUUUCAGUCACUCGUCACGUGACCAGUGUUCUCCCCGCUGUUUGCCGUUAGGCGCCUUCUUCCGGGAACCGGCCGGAUUGUGAGAGAGCCGUGGGAGGGCGGGCGAGUCACGCUUCAGGCGAACGGCGGCGACGGGAACGCGAAAGUAGCGGCAUGUCAACCAACAACAUCGGUUACAAUGAGCAGGUCGGGGACCUGCAGCCCGAGGUGGGUCAGGAGGCGGUGCCCACUACAGCCCCCUCCAUCCCGGCGGCCUUUGGUCUUUUCAGCAGCGACACCAAAAAAAACGAAGAUCUGAAACAAAUGUUGGAAAGCAGUAAAGAUUCUUCUAAGCUAGAUGCUAUGAAGAGGAUAGUUGGGUUGAUUGCCAGAGGAAAAAAUGCAUCUGAAUUGUUUCCAGCUGUAGUGAAGAAUGUAGCAAGCAAAAAUAUUGAGAUUAAAAAACUGGUGUAUGUGUAUCUUAUGCGCUAUGCAGAGGAGCAGCAGGACCUGGCACUGCUAUCAAUUAGCACCUUUCAGCGUGCUUUGAAAGAUCCUAAUCAGUUAAUCCGUGCAAGUGCUUUGAGAGUCUUAUCCAGUAUCAGAGUUCCAAUUAUUGUUCCAAUAAUGAUGCUUGCUAUCAAAGAAGCAUCAGUUGAUUUAUCACCUUACGUUAGAAAAAAUGCCGCCCAUGCAAUUCAGAAGCUUUACAGCCUUGAUCCUGAGCAAAAGGAAAUGUUAAUUGAAGUGAUAGAAAAGCUUCUGAAAGACAAGAGCACACUUGUAGCAGGAAGUGUUGUGAUGGCAUUUGAGGAAGUCUGCCCAGACAGAAUAGACCUGAUUCAUAAGAACUAUCGAAAACUAUGUAAUCUGUUGGUUGACGUGGAGGAAUGGGGACAAGUUGUCAUUAUCCAUAUGCUGACUCGAUAUGCACGCACUCAGUUUGUGAGUCCUUGGAAAGAGGAUGAUGUUCAGGAAGAAUAUAGUGGAAAGAACUUCUAUGAAUCUGAUGAGGUGCAGCAAGAGAAAAAUCAAAAAGGGAACAUAUCCUAUUCCAUGGAUCCAGACCACAGAUUAUUGAUUCGAAACACAAAGCCUUUACUGCAAAGCCGGAAUGCUGCUGUGGUGAUGGCAGUUGCUCAACUUUAUUGGCAUGUGGCACCCAUAUCUGAGGCUGGUAUUGUUGCUAAAUCAUUAGUACGCUUACUUCGCAGUAACAGGGAGGUGCAGUACAUUGUUCUCCAGAAUAUAGCAACAAUGUCAAUCCAACGCAAGGGUUUGUUUGAACCUUACUUGAAGAGUUUUUAUGUUAGGUCAACUGAUCCAACUAUGAUCAAGACUUUAAAGCUCGAAAUCUUGACCAGCUUGGCAAAUGAAGCCAACAUAUCUACUCUUCUCAGAGAAUUUCAGACUUAUGUGAAGAGCCAAGAUAAGCUGUUUGCUGCAGCUACAAUUCAGGCAAUAGGUAGAUGUGCAACCAACAUCUUAGAAGUGACUGACACAUGCCUUAACGGCCUGGUGUGUUUGCUGUCUAACAGAGAUGAAAUAGUGGUUGCUGAAAGUGUUGUUGUCAUUAAGAAACUGUUGCAGACACAGCCAGCACACCAUGGUGAAAUUAUUAAACGCAUGGCCAAACUCUUGGAUAGUAUUACUGUUCCUGUGGCAAGGGCUAGCAUCCUCUGGCUUACUGGAGAAUAUUGUGAACGAGUUCAAAAAAUAGCCCCAGAUGUUCUAAGAAAAAUGGCCAAGAGCUUCACUGCUGAAGAUGAUCUUGUAAAGUUGCAAAUUUUGAAUCUUGGAGCUAAAUUGUAUUUAACCAAUUCAAAACAGACAAAAUUGCUUACCCAGUACAUAUUAAAUCUCGGAAAGUAUGAUCAAAGCUACGACAUCAGAGACCGUACAAGAUUUAUUAGGCAGCUUAUUGUUCCAAACGAGAAGAGUAGAGCUUUAAGCAAAUAUGCAAAAAAAAUAUUUCUGGCGCAGAAACCUGCCCCUCUACUCGAGUCACCUUUUAAAGACAGGGAGCACUUCCAGCUUGGUACUUUAUCUCAUACUUUGAACAUGAAAGCCAGUGGCUAUCUGCAGUUGUCUAAUUGGCCAGAGAUUGCACCCGACCCUUCUGUAAGAAAUGUAGAAGUAAUUGAGUCGACAAAAGAGUGGACUUCAAUUCUAGGGAAGGUAAAGAAAGAAAAACCCACUGAAAAGUUCUACUCUGAGUCAGAAGAAGAAAGUGAUGACUCUUCAAGCAGUAGUGAUAGUGAGAGUGAAUCUGAUAGUGAGCAAGAAAAAAAGGAAGUAGGAGAAAGCAGCAGUGCGGACAGCAGUGGGAGUUCUUCUAGUGAAGAUGAGAGUGAUAUGCUAUCCAAGUCCAAAAAGGGGGCUGCUAGGCGAGGGACUGCUGUUACAAAAAGUGAUUCUGAGGGCACAGAAGGAAUGAAAUCUAAAAAAGUACUGAGUUCUUCAAACUCAGAAUCUAGCUCAGAUGAGGAAAGUUCAUCAAACUCCAGCUCACCAACAGACUCCGAGAGCGAGUCUGAGUUAAGAAAAUCAGCAACUACUUCUCUUCCUUCCAAGAAGGAAAAGAAAACGUUGCAGGAGAAGAGAGGUCCACCUAAAGAAGUGUCGCUGCUAGACUUGGAUGACUUUAAUCCUGUAUCAGCUCCUGUAACACUUUCCAGUGUGACUCUUCUCUCUCCUACUUCAGUUACUGAUCUUGAAGGCUUAAGUUUGUCAGGUACUUCAGUCAUUGAUAUCAUCACUCCAGUCUUUGUGCCAACAAAAACUCAUGAACUACUACACCGAAUGAGUGGGAAAGGAUUAGCAGCUCAUUAUCACUUUUCAAGACAGCCAUGCAUUUAUGGUGAUAAAAUGGUAUCUGUCCAAAUAACAUUAUCUAACACUACUGAACAGAAGAUAGAGAAUAUCCAUGUAGGUGAGAAGAUGCUGCCUAGUGACAUGAGAAUGCAUCUGUUUAAUUCAAUAGAAUCUCUUGAGCCUGGGGAAUCUAUUACAACCUCAAUGGGUAUUGACUUCUGUGACUCUACACAAGCUGCCAAUUUCCAGUUGUGUACAAAGGAUGACCAGUUCAGUGUUAAUAUUCAGCCUCCUGUUGGAGAGUUACUUUUACCAGUCACUAUGUCAGAAAAAGACUUUGAAAGAGAAAAAGGAAGGCUGACUGGCAUGAAUGAAACAUCUAUCACGGUGACUGUUGCACCACAGAACUCCACUCGUCUUGUAAUAUUGCAAAAGGUGAUAAACAUAGCAAACCUUGGUGUCGUUCCUUCUGGUGAAGAUAACAUACACAGGUUUGCAGCUAAAACUGUGCAUAGUGGGUCACUGAUGCUAGUCACAGUGGAGCUAAAGGAAGGGUCUACAGCACAGCUCAUCAUAAACACUGAGAAAACGGUGAUUGGCUCUAUUCUGCUGCGGGAGCUGAAGCCUGUCCUGUCCCAGGGGUAACCUGCUUACAUCUGGACUUCAGAAUCUGGCACAAACAAAAGUGCCUGGCAUCCUCUACUGCUGCCUUUCAUUUAUAAUAAUAGCCUUUCCAUCUGGCAGUGGGGGAAGAAUACACUCUUGACAUUCUUGUCUCCUGUUUUAGAAUGCUUUAGUGUGUAUCUAUUACACAAGCAAGUACUUUGCAUCUUUUUUUCCUGCUUUCUAACCAAAGAACAUACAUUUUACUGUCAGCUAAAUUCUUUAAUGUUAUAACAAGGGUUUCUCCCCUCCCCCCAUCUUGGUGCUCUGCUGUGUUCUCUUCCAUUUUUCCUGUGUUUUUCCUGUGUUUUUUGCCUGUGUGCAAAGGAAGAGACUGAGUAAGAAAAUGACAGCAGUAAGCUAAUAUUUGAAUAAAUCAACGUGAAAGGGUAUUCAAUAUUAGAUAAUAUUAAGAAAAGUAAAAUGUUGUAAUUAUGACCCAAAUAAUAUGUGAUUUUGUACCUGAGCAUAUAUUGGUGUCUAAUUGUUUUCCACAGCUGCCAGAAAUUCCAUUUUCUAAAAACUGAAACCCAAAUAAAGUCAUGUUACAGUAAA
This is a messenger RNA of Heteronotia binoei (common prickly gecko), 5012 nucleotides long. RefSeq names its product adaptor related protein complex 3 subunit beta 1 (gene AP3B1). The record is from RefSeq and is a predicted model, not a curated record. The coding region runs from base 1155 to 4439 and encodes 1094 amino acids. NCBI's taxonomy places the organism in Eukaryota, Metazoa, Chordata, Lepidosauria, Squamata, Gekkonidae. The transcript is spliced from 27 exons. Gene Ontology annotation, cellular component: AP-3 adaptor complex; clathrin adaptor complex; membrane coat. Gene Ontology annotation, biological process: anterograde synaptic vesicle transport; intracellular protein transport; vesicle-mediated transport.